Trifolium pratense (red clover) is the source of this 3012-nucleotide messenger RNA. RefSeq names its product protein ENHANCED DISEASE RESISTANCE 2-like. Bases 688 to 2862 code for a protein of 724 amino acids. Gene Ontology annotation, molecular function: lipid binding. The transcript has 22 exons. Lineage: Eukaryota; Viridiplantae; Streptophyta; Magnoliopsida; Fabales; Fabaceae. The record is from RefSeq and is a predicted model, not a curated record.
UCCAUUGAAGAUGGUCACGACAUGCUCUCCAAAGAAAACAACCAAAAUAUCAAACAUUAAUUAAUCAUAAACAUUCUGAUUAGUGUUAAUUAAUCGCAACAAGACGCCACCUUCUAUUCAAAAAUUGAGAAAGCGUCAUCGCCCCAACACGCACCUAACCAACACGUCCCAAUUAAAUCAUUCCACGUGUCAAAUGCUUCUUCCCGGUCACAGCUUUUUCUAACUUACGUGGGAUCUUACACUUACGCUGGUUAAAUCUCUCUCUCUCUCUCUCUCUCUCUCUCUCUCUCUCUCUCUCUCUCCGUGUAGCUCUUUCUUCCAACGUCGUCGUUUAACGGUUUCACCGAUCCAACCGUCACCGAUCCCGGAGAAUCGAACUCGAACGAGAAAUCAAAACAUUCAAGAAAUCGGAGAACAACAAUUACGACUACCGCCAAUGCUGAAUUCGAAUUUCGAAUCCUAAUUCCAUUCAAAAACAACGCCGGACAGUGCAGUGGAACCGACGGUUCCAUCAUCUUCCGUCUCCGUCACCGUCACCGUCACCGGCGAUGGUUUAUAAGUUUUCUUAGCUAGCAAUCGAUCUCGCCAAAGCAGAAAUUCUCCUUCUCCAGCUUCCGCCAGCAUCACUUCCAAUUUGUUCUCGUUUUCUUUUCCGUCGAAGUUUGAAAUUCGUGUUCCAGUUAAACGAUGUCGUCUAAGGUCGUGUAUGAAGGUUGGAUGGUGAGGUAUGGCCGCCGGAAAAUCGGUCGAUCGUUCAUCCACAUGAGGUACUUCGUUUUGGAGUCGCGAUUACUUGCUUAUUACAAGAGAAAACCGCAGGAUAAUCAGGUUCCUAUUAAGACACUGCUAAUUGAUGGAAACUGUAGAGUGGAGGAUAGAGGAUUGAAGACCCAUCAUGGACAUAUGGUAUAUGUUUUGUCUGUUUACAACAAGAAAGAAAAGAACCAUCGGAUUAUGAUGGCUGCUUUUAACAUCCAAGAAGCCCUACUCUGGAAAGAAAAAAUUGAGUAUGUCAUUGAUCAGCAUCAGGGGGCACAACCAUCAAAUGGCAACAAAUAUAUUUCUUUUGAAUACAAAUCUGGGAUGGACAACGGGAAGACGGCUUCUUCCUCAGACCGUGAAAGCCAGUUCAGUGCUCAAGAGGAUGAUGAUGAGCCACAUUCAAAUUUGUUAAGGAGGACAACAAUUGGAAAUGGGCCUCCGGAAUCAAUUUUUGACUGGACGCGAGAAAUAGAUUCAGAAUUGUCAAAUCAGAAUGUCAAUAACCAAGCUUUCUCAAGGAAGCAUUGGCGUCUUUUGCAAUGCCAAGAUGGACUUCGUAUUUUUGAAGAACUUCUUGAAGUUGAUUACCUUCCAAGGAGCUAUAGCAGAGCGAUGAAGGCAGUGGGUGUUGUGGAGGCCUCUUGUGAAGAAAUUUUUGAGCUUGUGAUGAGCAUGGAUGGGACACGGUUUGAAUGGGAUUGCAGUUUCCAGGAAGGUAGGUUAGUUGAGGAGGUGGAUGGGCAUACAGCAAUUCUUUAUCACCGACUUCAGUUGGACUGGUUCCCCAUGUUUGUGUGGCCCCGUGAUCUUUGUUAUGUACGUUAUUGGCGUCGAAAUGAUGAUGGAAGUUAUGUUGUUUUAUUUCGCUCUAGAGAACACGAGAACUGUGGUCCACAACCAGGGUGUGUUCGGGCACAUAUUGAGAGUGGAGGAUAUAAUAUCUCCCCCUUAAAACCUCGAAAUGGGAGGCCUAGGACACAAGUUCAGCAUCUUAUGCAGAUUGAUCUGAAGGGUUGGGGUGUGAGUUAUAUACCGUCUUUCCAGCAGCAUUGUCUCCGCCAACUGUUAAAUAGUGUAGCUGGUUUACGUGAAUGGUUUGCCCAGUCAGAUGAAAGGAAUGCUCCUCCACGAAUUCCUGUCAUGGUUAAUAUGUUCUCAACAUCUGUUACUUCAAAGAAGAAUCAAAAGACAAAUGAUACUUCUGUUAAUUCUACUUCUCUCGAUCAAAAUGCUGCAAGCAGAAAUUCUGUUUUGAUGGAUGAUUAUUCUGAUGAAGAUGAGGAUUUUCAAAUAGCAGAACCAGAGCAAGAGGCAUCCCAAACUGGUCUUGACAGUGAUGUUAGAAAAACAGCCUUGGAUGAAGAGCCUGAUGAUGAGAUUGACUUAUCUUCCUUUUCGGGUAAUUUACGCCGAGAUGAUCGUGAUAAUGCUCGGGAUUGCUGGAAGAUAUCUGAUGGAAAUAACUUUAGAGUCAGAAGCAAGCAUUUUUGCUAUGACAAGUCAAAGGUUCCUGCAGGAAAACAUCUGCUGGAUCUUGUUGCUGUUGACUGGUUUAGGGACUCAAAAAGAAUGGACCAUGUGGCUAAGCGUCAUGGUUGUGCAGCACAAGUUGCGUCUGAAAAGGGAUUUUUCUCCAUUAUCAUUAACCUUCAGGUGCCAGCGUCAUCACAUUACAGUAUGGUAUUUUAUUUUGUGACCAAAGAGUUAGUUCCUGGAACACUCUUGCAACGCUUUGUUGAUGGUGAUGAUGAAUUCCGAAACAGCAGGUUGAAGCUCAUCCCAUCAGUCCCAAAGGGUUCAUGGAUUGUACGCCAAAGUGUUGGGAGCACUCCUUGUUUACUAGGAAAGGCAGUUGAUUGCAACUAUAUUCGUGGUCCGAAGUAUUUAGAAAUUGAUGUUGAUAUUGGUUCUUCUACUGUUGCUAAUGGAGUUUUGGGGCUAGUUACUGGUGUGAUUACAACAUUGGUGGUUGAUAUGGCUUUUCUUGUACAGGCAAAUACUGCUGAUGAGUUGCCCGAGAGGCUUAUUGGAGCUGUUCGAGUUUCUCAUUUAGAGCUCAAAUCUGCCAUAGUACCAAAACUGGAUUCAGAUCCAUCAUGACAGACCAAAUCUUUUCUAUUGUUCUUUUAUACAAAAUCAUUUGUUUGCAAUUUGCUCUUGUAUCAUUUUUCACUCUACUGGGAUGUAGGUUCAUUGUUUUCUUAUUGGUUCUUUCUAUGAAAAUAUCAAAAGGAAAUUUUUUUUCUCUUA